Molecule: messenger RNA, 369 nt
Organism: Grosmannia clavigera kw1407
Lineage: Eukaryota; Fungi; Ascomycota; Sordariomycetes; Ophiostomatales; Ophiostomataceae
Exons: 1
Coding region: 1-369 (122 amino acids)
Source: RefSeq, a predicted model, not a curated record
AUGACCACAGCUAAAAACCAUACCAGCUGUUCCCGACGAGGUGACCGGUUUGCCAAGCGGCAUCAGCAGAGCUUUGCUACCGGGAUCAGAGAUGGAGUUUUCAAGGAUACAAACCGGCGGGUUUAUGCCAAGAGGGCCGUCAGGGCAUUCUCAGGAGAAGCAAAGUCUCUAUCUGCCAGAACUAAUGGCACUUUUACGCAAGCAGCCUUUGAAUGUGACGAGAUUACCGAUAGUGCUGGGGUCUCUCCCAGUUGGCGGUUACACGAAAAGUUGAUACAGUACGCCGGCAUGCACUACGAGAUACAGUACGGCUGCGAAUACCACUCGCCAUACGCAGCCAUCGUCGGGCUCUCCGGGUCCGGCAAGUGA